Papilio polytes (common Mormon) is the source of this 856-nucleotide messenger RNA. RefSeq lists its product as uncharacterized. The record is from RefSeq and is a predicted model, not a curated record. Lineage: Eukaryota; Metazoa; Arthropoda; Insecta; Lepidoptera; Papilionidae. Gene Ontology annotation, biological process: mitochondrial respiratory chain complex I assembly. Gene Ontology annotation, cellular component: mitochondrion. The coding region runs from base 153 to 806 and encodes 217 amino acids. The transcript is spliced from 4 exons.
UAAAAAUGACAUUGACAACUGACAGUGAUAACAAAUAAAUUGAGGUUAUGUUGGUUGAUGCGAUAAUCUUUCAUUAUAAAUUAAAAUGAAACUGUAGCACUGGCUCAGGCCUUUAUAAUUUUAGACAUCUUUAAGGACAGUAAGCUACCAAAAUGGCUUUAGUCAAAUCCAAGCAUAUUCCAGAGGAUGCUGUUGUUCUAAGCGAAAUGGAAGCUACCUCAUAUAUUUGGGAUAUAGUAAACGAUUGGGAAACGUUUUCGGAUACAUGGGCGCUAAGAUAUUCACCGGCUAUUUUGGGUGCAAUAAACGGCAUAUGCGGUCUUUUAAUAAAUAACCACUACCGACAAAAGCUGAAACUUGGCAAUUACGGAUAUUUUUCAUCUGUGGUACCAGUGACCGUAAUGCCAGGAAUACUCACCGCUUUGUUUCACAGGCAUGUUAUAUCAACAAAUAUGUUACUAAUGAAGUUAGAUACAUGUCCAAUAUGUUACGAGGUUCGUUCUGGUAUGACACAGAUAGCAUUAGGAAUUUUAUAUCCAAUGCUUCUUGGACCAACAUCAGCUCUAAUGCUGGCAAAUAGAUAUAGCACUUACCGAGUGCCAGACCUCAAAGAAGGUCCAAAAGCCAUAUUUAACUUUUUAAGGGCAAAAACUAGACCCUUCAAUGCAACUUUAACAUACAUGGUUGCAAUACAAAUGGUAGCGUCCUCUGUCUUAACUUAUUAUGAAAUGCGGAACACAUUUUCACUACAGAAAAAACUAGUGGAAAUUGAAAGAAAGGUAUUGGAAGAAAAGGGGAUGGUGUAAUAUGUGAAUUUUAAAUAGUGUUAUAUGUAAAUAGAUAGAAGUAAAUCUAA